AUGACGAUGACGAUGACGAUCUCCCGCUCGCCGCCGGAGGGUUUUCCAGGAAGUGGUUGCCCGCCGCUGACGACGGCGAGGGCCGUCGGGCUUGCGGCGUUUGGUAGUCGUUCGCGGCGAUUGUCGUUCGGUUUGGCGAUUGAUAGCAUGGCUAUUAAGACAGCAAGGAGUACUGUGGGUUGGCAACAAAAUUCAGCUGCUCACUAUAAAGCACCAACAAGCCGCAGAAGAGUUUGCACUUUCUGGUUAGCAGGGAAAUGCAACCGGAAUCCUUGUAGGUUUUCACACGAUGCAUCUCUUCCGGGCAAUGUUUACCAUCGAGCUGCAAAGCAGUCGAGUCAUAUGGCUGAGGAUUGCCCUGGGAGGAAGGGCCCUGAAUCUAGUCCAGGUGUUUCUGGGAUAGCAUUUCCUUCCGGAUCUACUAAGCUCUACUCUGGAAGCAAAGACGGAACGGCUAGAAUCUGGGACUGUCACACUGGUCAAUGUGAUCAGGUGAUCAACCUUGGAGGAGAAGUUGGGUGUUUUACUUGUGAAGGUCCUUGGGUGUUUGUUGGCCUGCCUCAUACUGUUAAGGCAUAUAAUAUCCAGAAUGGUGCUAGCUACAAUAUCAGUGGACCAGUUGGACAGGUCCAUGCUCUGGAAGUUGCUAAUGACAUGCUUUUUGCUGGAGCCCAGGAUGGCACUAUCUUGGUGUGGAAAGGAGGUAGUGAGGCUGAUCCUUUUCAGAUGGCUUUGCCUCUCAGGGGUCACACGCAGGGCGUGGUAUCAUUAACUGUUGGGCGCAACCGGUUGUAUUCUGGUUCCAUUGACCAGACCAUAAGGGUGUGGGACUUGCACACUCUGGAGUGUGUUCAGGAACUUGUUGGACACACUGACGUGGUGAUGUCACUUCUUUGCUGGGACCAGUACUUGAUAUCCUGUUCAUUGGAUGCGACAAUUAAGAUCUGGGGGGUUGCCACUGAAGGAGGCAGCUUGGAAGUUGGCUAUACACAUCAUGAGGACCAUGGUAUUCUUGCAUUGUCUGGGACGAUUGAUACACGUGGUAAGCCGGUCCUUCUCUGUGCAUGCCUUGACAACACCGUUCGGUUGUACGAGCUCCCAUCGUUCACCGAAAGGGGCAAGAUAUUCUCAAGACGAGAAGUUAGGACUCUUCAAACGGCUCCUGGAGGCCUAUUCUUCACCGGAGACGCUGCGGGGACACUGACCGUUUGGAACUGGUUGGAUCGUCCAAAGAGCCAAAAAGAGCAGCUUCCUCAACCGAUGGAGUUCAAAUUUCGCAAGGAAGACAAUGUCAUCUAUGCUACGAUGCAACUGGGAUUGUGAUUGAGAGCAAGAAACGGGACGGCUGUAGCUACUUACCGUCUGCCCCGCAAUACCAGUUUUGGGCUGUCUUUUUUGUAUAGACAUUGAUUUUUUUGACAGCAACGGCUGGACUUGUAUAUGAUUCCUGAUUAGUAAUUGAAAUGCCUUUUGCUUGUCGAAUGGAAACCUUGUUUUUCCUU
Eucalyptus grandis is the source of this 1502-nucleotide messenger RNA. RefSeq names its product zinc finger CCCH domain-containing protein 48-like. Bases 1 to 1323 code for a protein of 440 amino acids. Gene Ontology annotation, molecular function: metal ion binding; protein binding. Lineage: Eukaryota; Viridiplantae; Streptophyta; Magnoliopsida; Myrtales; Myrtaceae. The record is from RefSeq and is a predicted model, not a curated record. The transcript has 9 exons.